Coccomyxa subellipsoidea C-169 is the source of this 1320-nucleotide messenger RNA. RefSeq lists its product as hypothetical. Bases 1 to 1320 code for a protein of 439 amino acids. The record is from RefSeq and is a predicted model, not a curated record. The transcript is spliced from 7 exons. Lineage: Eukaryota; Viridiplantae; Chlorophyta; Trebouxiophyceae; Coccomyxaceae.
AUGACACCUCCAUCAGGGGGUGCCGCGAGCUUCUGCCAGCGGCAUCUCACCGCACUUUGCAGCACAGCUCUUCUGGGCGUCUUGCUGCUUUCGCUCAUCUGCUUCGAAGGCCUCGGCCAGGCCGCGCUAGCGAACUCCACGGCAGUUCCAUACUACCCUGCAGCCGUGAAGGACCCAGUCACUGGCGAGUGGUACCUCUUUUUCACGUACCAGGAGGAGGUGAAGGCGGGUUGCAAUGUGAAGGGAGGGUGCGACACAGGAAGGCAUCAGGGGGGUAGGAGUCGGUCGCACCCACUGCUGCUGCGACUGGGGUAUGGAGCGCUGCCAGACAUGCGCCUGGCGCAGAGCGACGUGCAGAAGCUGCAGCUGCACGAGAGCUUUGCCAAACUCAAGCAGCAGCAUGGUGUCUCAGCAUUAAAGGCAACAGAGUGGAGGCCGUUCCCGUGGAAGGGGCAGAUAUUCCUGAGCCACUGGCUGGCGCUGCCGCCGGGGCAGGAGCGCGCGGCGCUGGCGCGGCUGGACCUGGAGCGCGGCGCCCUAGAGCAUGUGUACCGCUUUGAGGUGCUGCAGGAGGAGCUGGCCAAGGAACUGGCCCACACCCGCCGCACGCGCACCCACGACCGCACCACCUCUACCCUCGAACAGGCACGGGCCUGGCCCCCUUCAGCACAGCCGCACCUUCAGCAGAAGGCCAGCUGGGGGUUUGUGGCGGAGAAGGACGGCCUCGUCAUCUACCCUUCCCUGCUGCCGUGCACGGUUGCGCUGGAGUUUGACGCGGAGGUGCCCGAGGGGGCGCUCCUGCGCAGCAAACACUGCUACGGAGACCUGGCCUCGCGCAUCGAGGACCACACAGGCACGGCCCCUGCUCCGGCUUCCUUUGUCUGCAGCUGGCUGGACAUUAUGAAGCACGACAUGCUGAGCAGCGGCAACCCGGUGGCGUGGGACAUAGAGCAGGGCGUGCGGUCGCGCGAGCUGAUAGCGGUGCUGCACAAGCGCGGCCACGACACGGAGCAGUGGGCCGUGCGCAUCGACCGCGCUUCCCACCGCAUCACCCACGUCUCCGCAGGGCCCAUCCUCACCAUGCGCGACUUCCAGCCUGAGGGGAUCCUGAAGGAGACUAUCGUGGUGAGCACGUACCACGUGAUAGACAGGGGCGAGCCCUGGGGCCGCAUCCUGCGCGUGGUCUACGGCGAGGGAGACCACCUCUUCUGCUGGGUCGACAUCACGACCGAGGCCAUUGUUUGGCACGCGCUGCCAGCGCCGCGCACGCUGCCCAAGCAGACACGCAUGCGCUUCAAGGCAUCCGGCACCAUCUCCUGA